Zymoseptoria tritici IPO323 is the source of this 1152-nucleotide messenger RNA. RefSeq lists its product as uncharacterized. The record is from RefSeq and is a predicted model, not a curated record. NCBI's taxonomy places the organism in Eukaryota, Fungi, Ascomycota, Dothideomycetes, Mycosphaerellales, Mycosphaerellaceae. Bases 1 to 1152 code for a protein of 383 amino acids. Gene Ontology annotation, molecular function: NAD+ binding. The transcript has a single exon.
AUGCCGUUGAUGCGAAUCCCCUACACACAACCCCUCCCAAGUCCCACCAUCCUCCCCUCCACAGCAUCAACCAUCCCCGGCGCCGUCUCAGCACUGCGCAACUUCCUCACCCAAAAGUCGACCUCGAACAACAAGACCCUCAUCCUCUCCGGCGCCGGCAUCUCCGUCGCCUCCGGUCUCGCCGACUACCGCGGCACCAAUGGCACAUACGUCCUCAACAAGACCUACCGACCCAUCUACUUUCACGAAUUCAGCGCCAGCCACGAAGCGCGAAAACGAUACUGGGCGCGCUCCUUCCUGGGCUGGACGACCCUCCACCGCAGUCGUCCCAACCCCGCUCAUCACGCUGUGAAACGACUCGGGGAGUUGGGACUCGUGAGUACAGUUGUGACGCAGAAUGUCGACUCCUUUCAUGGUGAGGCGCAUCCCGGGUUGAGGACUUUGGAGUUACAUGGUUACCUCCGCGCGACGGUGUGUUUGACGUGUCGAUCGGAGUACUCCCGCGAUGCAUUUCAAGACGAUCUCGCGGCGCUCAAUCCUACCUGGGCGAAGUUUCUAGCGGAGAUGUUGGAGAGCGGGGCCUUGUCGACGGAGGACCCGGUGGAGAAGCGGAAGUUGGGGUUGAAGACAAACCCGGACGGAGACGUUGAUGUGCCGGGCGUGGAGUACGGGACGUUUAGGUAUCCGCCUUGUCCGAAGUGUUUGGCCGAGCGCACGGGAUUGGCAGAGGAAGGGAAGAAUGUCGCGGUCGAUGAGCAGGGUGCUUGGGCGACGGGUUCAAAUGCUGGGAUUUUGAAGCCGGCGGUCAUCAUGUUUGGGGAGUCGAUUCCGAACUCUGUCAAGGUGGAGGUGGAGAAUGCGGUCGAUGAGGCGAGUCAGCUACUGGUGCUUGGGAGCUCGUUGGCGACGUAUUCUGCAUGGAGACUCGUCAAGCGGGCGAAGGAGCAGGGCAAGCCCAUUGCUGCGGUCAAUAUGGGAGGAGUGAGAGGCGAGGAGAAUUUCUUCGCGGAUGUGCCCGCUGAUACAGAUGGUGUGGAUGGCGUGAGGUGCAGUCUGCCUUUGGAGCAGACUUUACCUGCUUUGGUAGAGGAAUUGAUGAGAACCCAGUCGAGUAGAACAGCAUUCAAACCAGCGCCGUGGGCAUCAUUAUAA